AUGCCUCCCAAGAAAGCCGCUGCUUCGGGCAAGGAAGUCAAGGACAAGAAGCCUGCUGCCGCCCCUGCCCAUGCCUCUUACAAAGGUCGAUAUGAUCAAGGAGGCUAUCCUGAACGUAAGCCAAUUUCGUUUGCGACACCUGUGGUUCCCGUGGUCUGCUCAUGUCGCCCUCACGGGCCGGGGCAUGUCAACACCCUGGUGGCCUUUGUCCACCACGCCAUGUACCAUAACAAGUACAAGUUCAUAUACUUACUGACCCUCUCUGAUAUACAGUUGAAGGAGCGAAACGGUAGCAGUCGACAGGCCAUCAAGAAGUACGUCAAGGCCAACAACAACAUCACCGUCACCUCCGAGACACAGUUCGAUUCUCUGUUCAACAAGGCCUUGAAGUCCGGUGUCGAGAAGGGCGAUUUCCAACAGCCAAAGGGUCCUUCUGGUCCCGUCAAGCUGGCGAAGAAGGAAGCCAAGCCGGCUGAGAAGAAGCCUGCGGCCCCGAAGAAGGAGAAGGCUGCUAAGGAUGCCAAGCCCAAAGCCACCAAGACGAAGGCUGCUCCCAAGGUCAAGGCUGCCAGUGCUGCCUCCAAGACCAAGAAGGCUGCUGCUCCCAAAAAGGCGGCCGCCGCCAAGCCCAAAGCCAACACUGCAACAAAGCGAGCGCCCAAGACAAAGACUAAGACUGAUGCGUCCGCGCCCGCUGUUCAGGAUGUCCCUCCCGUGCUGAAAAAGACCAAGUCCGGCAGGGUCACCAAACAGAAGGGCCCCGCACCCAGCAAGACGCCGGCCAAGAAGGCGACCGGCACAAAGAAGACGGCCACGAAAAAGGCGACACCCAAGAAGGCCGAGGCCGCUGCAUGA
Molecule: messenger RNA, 855 nt
Organism: Capronia epimyces CBS 606.96
Lineage: Eukaryota; Fungi; Ascomycota; Eurotiomycetes; Chaetothyriales; Herpotrichiellaceae
Exons: 6
Coding region: 1-855 (284 amino acids)
Biological process (GO): nucleosome assembly
Cellular component (GO): nucleosome
Molecular function (GO): DNA binding
Source: RefSeq, a predicted model, not a curated record